Chara braunii is the source of this 3917-nucleotide messenger RNA. The record is from the annotation of a GenBank genome assembly. NCBI's taxonomy places the organism in Eukaryota, Viridiplantae, Streptophyta, Charophyceae, Charales, Characeae.
GCGUAAUGGAAGGGAACUUCUCGACACCACAGAUCAUGCAUUCGAUGUUCUCGACACCGGAGACCAUGAGUCCCGAGACGCACAUGCGCUUGGCAGAACCGUUUCCUCCUUGUGCGAAAUCCGUGAGGCACUUCAACGGCGUGACUUCGAUCCACGGAGCCACCAUAGAGGACUUCGAAGAGGACUCGUGGAUGACCGUCGUCCCGUGCAUGGGCAAGCAUCUUGACGGUUGGCACGAUGUCAAUUGGGCCGCGAUGGAGAGUCGAUGCCCCUGGGCAAGCCAGUACAAGUUCGCCAACAUGUUGAAGUUUGGAGACCUCAUCACGCUGCCUGACGCUGUCCUCGGACACAAGUUCCUGAGCCACACAAUGUCUACGUCAAGAGGCGAGGAGCAGUCUACGGGGACCUCGGGGAGGGAGUCGACGAACGCAAACUCGUGGUCGAAUCAUGCGCACACGAAGUGGUUCGUUGAUUGGUGCUUUGCCGAAGAUGACGAGCCCAUGAAACCGCCUUGUGGUCCUGUCAUCUUCGUGGAAGACAGAAAAGGACGAAGAGUGCUCGGCUCGGUUACGGGAUGGCAGCCAUCGAAAAACCACGACAAACGAUGCUACUUGAUGCGUGUCGUUUACAAUUCGAAGGGCGACGUUAUGGCAGGUGCGAAAGGGGCGAUUCUCUCGUGGGAUCUGUUCCAGGGGUUUGGUGGGGGGGCUUUGAGGACCCCUUUCUACACUGAAGUCGAGGAGGGAGGUCUUGUUUCGGCCAGGGAGUUUUUUGACGAGGUCGAGAGGAGCGACUUCGACCUCGACGAUCCCUGCCAAAUUUCGAGCGACCUGGAACUGUCGCUUAAUGUGCAAAUGUGCUCCGGGCUCGUUUCCAGUGGUUCAGUACAGCCCCGACAGGGUAAGGAAAUGGGUUCCGGUGGUUCAGUACAGCCCCGACAGGGUGAGGAACGCGGUCGCUUCGAUGACAGUGAGGAGGAAGAAGAGGAGGACACGCGAGUUUCGCCGCAAAGACUCGGAGAUCGUGGGACGCUGAGAAUUCCGGGGGCUGAGAGAGGGGCAACGGUCGUCAAGCAGUCGUGGACGUCGGGUGGUCGUCUCGGCUUGGGGUCGGAGGACAGGACAGUUGGCGUCGUUUCCGGCGGGGAGGGAGGGGAACAGCAGUCUACACAAAAGAGAAGGGGAGGUUCUGAGGGGGAGGCGUCGGGAGCUAAAACGAAGCAGAAGACAAAGACCCCACAACAGUCAGGUGGGAAAAGGAAGGGAGUUGAGGGGCAUGUCGGCGCGUCGAGUCAAAAGCGCCCGGCCUCGGCUCAGAAGCCACCCCAGUCGGCCCCUGUCCAGCCCAGAGGUGUCAUCGACAUCGACGCGGCAUACUUCCUGGAAUGGAAAAACGGCGUGCGAACAAAGCGGGAGUUCGCCAUUAACCUGUCGCAAGUCAUCGACAUCGGCGAGUGGGAGGCGGCAUACAACCAGCGUUCCUUGGAUCACGUGCAAAUACAGGCCAUUAUUGACGCAAUGACGACGGCCUACUCUCAGACCAAGAAGACUUACGAGCUGCCGACACUAAAGCUCGCGCCUCUCAGGCUGGUUAAACCGACGCCCGGGGUGCGGGCGGAUCGUCUGAAGCCGGAGGACUGGAAGGACGAGCUCGCAGGGCAAUAUUACUACGCUGUGGCGGGCCAGCAUAACGCGGCUGCGGCCAGGGCGCUGCUUGGCACCGAUGUGGCGGUGAGGUACAACUUUGAGCGCUGGCCUGCACGAAUGGUGUACUUCUCGGACGAGGACUUUGAGGGGUACUUUCUGGUCAGCGGCGAGGACCACAAGAAAGACCUGAAGGGCCCUCCGAAGCAGCUGAAACUCUCCAUGACAGACAUUCGGUGGUGUUGGAAGGAAUUGGGUUACCCGAAAGCUGUUAUGGGUAACCCCAGCGGGAAACAGGCGCAGGUGGAGGCAUGGCGAAGAUUUUGUGCGGAGGUGCUCCACAGGACGCCGUACAAUCACUUGUGGACUCUCGCCGAUGACAAGACCGAGCAAGAACUCAAGAAACAGAACGCUGCCCUUCGAUCCUAUUUCCCGCUCGCGAUGGCAGGGAAAAGCGCAUUGGAAACCGGGAUGGAAUUUUUUGAGAGAUGGGAUACGGGUAGACUGCUGGCACUGGAAGGAGCGAAGUGGAUCGCGAAGAAGAAGAAGUUGCAGGGCCUCAAGCCAGGCGACGACUUGCGGGAGAACACAUCUGUUGUCUACGACGCGAGGUUGGCGGCGGGUGAUGCUGCCGCGGUGGGGCCACUUCAGAAAGUGACUCCCGCUGAGAUAUCCGACAUGCCGUUCGACGCUUGUGAAUGGCCCGUCGUGAUACAUGGGCGUGAUCCCGUGGUGUACAAGGGCCAUGAGCGGAACACCACACAAUUCGCCCGUCUGCUGGAAUUCCUUUGCAAAAAGGGGGACAGCAUCAUGUUCCUCGGGAAAGCGCACGCACAAGUCGUGUGGGAGGUUUUGAAGGGUGGUCGCAACGUCAUCGCGUUGGAGGGGAAUUCGGAGUGGUUGCUAUUCACGUUAAAUUUCCUGAAAACCGCGGUCAACUCGGGAGCAUACCGCUGCGAGUUCAUUACGAAGAGUGAGAAGCCGAGACGCGUUUGGGAUCCUUCGACGGACAUGUGGUUCAAGCUAAGCGCCCGGAAAAGGAGCAGGAUCUACGAGUUCCUCUUCUUGGAGAAGCGGCCAGGGAGGGGCACCGACAUCGAGUAUAUGCGCCGCAAGGAACACAUGUUGGCGCUGCUAGACAACUAUCACGGCGCCACGCGCCUGAACGCAAAGAACUUCCUGGACCGAUUGGAGUUAUUGUACUUUGUCGAAUCCGAGCCAGUCCUGAGGCUCGAGAGUUACGGUGCCUUGAUCGACGCCGACGAAGAGUCCCUCACCAGUGUUGUCUUAGACACUGGUGCACCUGAGGAGGAUAGCGACACCGAGGAAAUUGACAUCGACUACCGCCUUGCUCCGGUGCUCCCAUCCCCGCCUCCUCGGCACGACCACACGCGUUCCACGGAGGCAGACUGGGGUCAUGACAUGAUUUGGCACCCGGGGACGAUCGAGCCCACAAUUCGGAAGGGGGAGUGGGUCAUGGCCAUAGUCGACACUGACGGGGAAUGGAAGCCAUCCGAGCGCCUGGCCAAGUCCGACUACUUGGAUAUCGUGAGGAGUGCUGUGUUGGACAAAGUGACGUUAGAGAACAGCAACCUGCAGCCUGCCGACCCGGCCAUCAUUGCCACUGCUGAUCGCUUGUUUCGGGAACUUCAUGACAAGCAGUGGUUGGAACUAUCUGACGAUUUCUACGACCUCGAGACAAGCCCUUCGAAGAAAAAGGUGAACUGGAAAGUACCCCCGUCGACAGGGACCCAGGGUAGUGUGGGAGGAGGACCUCCGACCCCGCCCGGGGCCGGAGGGGGGGGAGGCAGUGGCCACGAGGAAGGAGGUGGCGGAGGCAGCGGCCAUACGACAUCAGGGGGAAGCGCGCCGACAUCAUCGCUUGCCCCUGGCGGUCAGGGCAGGAUCGCGCACAGCGGCGUGGGGGAAGGGGGGGUGAAUGUCACACACUCCCCAACAGCAAGGAGCGGCAAGUUGGGGAAGUUCACCCGCAUCCGAACUUCGCAGACGGAGGACCCAGUGCCCAUGGAGGCAGCGAAGUCGGUCGGCAUCUGCACUUCGACGACUCUGGAGCAGGCGGCCCUUCCCUCGUGGACUGCUUUCGGCUCCUCCAGUGAAGUGGGGCGGGGCUCAUGUGCAGGGGAUCCAGUCUCCGCCGUGAAGGGCAAGUCCGCGGGCAUCCCUACCGGGGCGGACGACGUUUAGGCGAGUGUACCGGUCCAGUGGAGCUCUACAGGAGCACAGGCGUCAGAAAUGGGCGCCGCCCUAGCUGUG